AUGGCAGGUCAAGCUGACAUAUCGCAAAUCCUGGCGGCACUGGCUGCGCAGCGCCCCGCCAGCACUCCAUCCCAGGCGCAGCAACCGCCGCCGCAACAGCAAGCGCCAGGUGCUCCAGGUCUGCCUCAAGGCUUUUCUGGCGCAUACAUGACGCCUACGCCGCCUACCGGAAUGCCCGCCUAUGGACUCCCACAGCCUACAAGCUCCGGCAGUGUUGAUCUGAGCUCCAUCAAGCCAGUUAGCACCGGUUCCGUGAGCAUCGCCGACGCACUUGCGAAGGCGCGGAAUAUUGCAACUGAGAAAGGCUUGCAACCGUACGAUGGAGGAAGGGCCAGCGCAGGCCCCGUCCGUGAAGACCCAAGGCUAGCUGGACGCUCAUAUCGUCGCUCGCGGUCGCGGUCGCGUUCCCCUCCUCGUCGCGACAAUUACCGUGACAGUUACAAUCCUCCUAACCCCUAUCGCGAUGAGAGGCGGGACGAUGCGCGCCGUGGUGGCUACGGACGGGACAGAUCGCGCUCACCCCCCGGUCGCAGUCGGGAACCUUUUUCACCUCAGCGUACUAGUUACAACCGUGAUCGCUCCCCACCCCGUGGCGAUGACAGUGAAACCAUCACGAUUGAGUCUUCCCUUGUCGGCUUGGUCAUCGGACGCCAGGGCGAGAAUCUCCGCAGAAUUGAGCAGGACACUGGCACUAGAAUUCAAUUUGUCACUGGUCCUGAAGCUGGUGGUCCUCAGCGGCAAUGCAGGAUUUCUGGUAAUACACGUGCUCGUGUAGAUGCAAAGAGAGAAAUCUUCAGAAUCAUCGAUGAGAACGGAGGCCAGUCAUCGAGGGACACGCCCACAAGCCGAGGAGUCAAAACACAGAGAGGCAAUCAGCCCGCUCUACGUGUAGGAGAGGAUAGCGUUCAGAUCAUGGUUCCUGAUCGUACUGUUGGACUGAUCAUUGGCCGACAAGGCGAGACGAUUCGUGACCUUCAGGAGCGGAGUGGAUGCCACGUCAACAUUGUUGGCGAGAACAAGAGUGUGAACGGACUGCGGCCCGUCAACCUCAUUGGCAGCAAAGAAUCUGCUGCUCGCGCUAAGGAGCUAAUCCUCGAAAUCGUUGAAAGCGACACCCGGCCUUCCGGCCCACCGGUAAAGGAACACGGGCGUCCCAGUUUUGAGGCGCCUGGUGGCGGCAAGAUAAAUGACACCGUUGUUGUUCCCUCCGAAGCUGUUGGUAUGAUUAUUGGUAAAGGUGGCGAAACCAUCAAGGAAAUGCAGAACACCACUGGUUGCAAGAUUAAUGUCUCUCAAGCAUCCGGUGCCGAUAUUGAACGUGAAAUCGGCCUUGUAGGUACCCGUCAGGCUAUCGAAGAUGCCACACGGGCCAUCUGGGAGAAGGUAGACACAGUGCGUCAGCGUGAGAAGAACGGUGGUUUGGGUGGUCGAGGUGGCCGUGGCCGUGACAACGAUCCGUACAGUGACCGCUACUCACAACCGCAGCAACAACAGCCGUACGCGCAGCAGCAGCCCGCAGGUAUGCCACAGCAGCAGCCUGCUGGUGCUCAAGGAGGAGCCGAUGCUGCUGCCGCGGGAGCUGACCCGUAUGCCGUCUAUGGCGGCUACCAAAACUACAUGGCUAUGUGGUACGCCGCCCUGGCCGGCCAGCAACAGACCCAAGGCCAGACGCCAACGCCGGGCCAGCAGCCUCCCGGAGCCUAG
Aplosporella prunicola CBS 121167 is the source of this 1704-nucleotide messenger RNA. RefSeq lists its product as uncharacterized. Gene Ontology annotation, cellular component: nucleus; cytoplasm. The transcript has 5 exons. The coding region runs from base 1 to 1704 and encodes 567 amino acids. Lineage: Eukaryota; Fungi; Ascomycota; Dothideomycetes; Botryosphaeriales; Aplosporellaceae. Gene Ontology annotation, molecular function: mRNA binding. Gene Ontology annotation, biological process: regulation of gene expression. The record is from RefSeq and is a predicted model, not a curated record.